AUGUGUCUUUCAAGCAUUUUCAAGAGGAAAGCUGCAAAGGAUUUAUCUUCAGAUAACCCGUAUGGUCACUUGUUGUUGAAAAAACGUCCAGCAGUUUCAUUUGCACCAGACACCAAAGUGGAAAAACAUUUCUCUGCACCUGAGAACGUCAUUAAAAGAGAACCCGGAGCUUCAGAUGAAUCUUCGAACGUCCAGCGACCAAAUUCAUCAGCACCAUCUUCAAUACUCGUUCGCACGUGUAAAGUUGGAGGUAGAAAAGCGAAGCUUUCGGUUCAGUUUACAAGCGUCUCGAAUGUCAUAAGUAAAUCUCUGCUUCGAAAAUUAGAAGCGGAGAAAUUCAAGUAUUUUACAUACGAUAUGAUUCCAUGUAAGAUUGGAAUCAUGGAAUUCAUUGGUCAAGUGACAUCUGAUAUUGAAAUCAACGAAAAAGUUGUAAACAUUGUUUUCUAUGUUCAAGAAGGGAACUCGGAUCAGGUGACUAUAAAUCCCAAAACUGCAAGACAGUUGGGAUUGUAG
Molecule: messenger RNA, 516 nt
Organism: Clunio marinus
Lineage: Eukaryota; Metazoa; Arthropoda; Insecta; Diptera; Chironomidae
Source: the annotation of a GenBank genome assembly